CAACUUCUUAUUCUCCAUGCCUGGUGUGAACGAUUGAAUAAUAAUCACACACAAGUUCGUUUUAGCCAUCUUUAUUUCACCACCUCUAUGUUACAGUGUAAAAAGAACCCGUGGAGGCUGAAUCAUGUACCAAAACAAUCAAUGGGCUGGAAACAUUGAUGCUUCAACCACACAGCAAUGGCAACAAUACCAACAAAUGUACGCUGCGGCAGCUACUGCUGGAUAUCAGCAACAACAAUUGACAUCGCCACAAGUUUGGCAACCAGCAGUCGGUACCGGUGCCAUGGCUGUCAACCCAGCACCCCUUGUGAAUGCCCCUGGUUCUGAAACUACGGCAGAAUCAAAUCAGACUGAUCCUGAGCAAGUCAAGAUGAAACAACUUCAAGAACAAGCUGCACAGUGGCAGCAACAGAGACAGUGGGCAGAAUAUCAACAGACUUUAAUGCAACAACAAUAUGAACAGAUGUACAGGCAAAUGUACCAACAACAGCAAGUAUUUGCUCAAGCUCAAUACUUGCAGUCAAUGUCUUUGGAAGAGUUGGAGCAACAACAUGAACAAAUUAGUGAACAGAUUACUCAGUGGAAAACACAGUUUGACGACUGGAAAGAGCAACAUAGAGACCAUCCAAAUAAAGAUCAGUUUAGUCAGUAUGGACAGCAAUGGGAACAAUGGCAACAACAGAUGAAACAACAUCAAGAACAACAGAAGUAUUACAUAGACCUAAAACGUAAAGAACAAAAUUCAACAGAAGGAAGAAAAAUGCAAGAAGACUUAAAGGCCAAACCACAACAAGAGGAGCAGCAGCCGCAGCAGCAGCAACAACAACAGCUGCAGCCACAGCAGCAACAACAGCAACAGCAGCAGCUUCAACAACAACAGCUGCAGCCACAGCAGCAACAACAGCAGCAGCAGCUUCAACAACAACAUAAAAAACAAAAUCAACAACCACCACAAGAACAUAAUAAACAAUAUCAACAACCACAACAUGAUCAACAACAACAUGAUAGACAACAACUUCAACAUGAUAAACAAUUUCAACAGCAGCAACAGUUACCUAAUCAAGAAUCUCAGCAAGGUGGAAGAUGGCCACGUCAAAGUGGUCCAAGACAGUUUGGUGGUCCAGAACGUUUUAAUAGACCUCCACUAACUAAUUUUAAUAAUCAAAAUACUAUGCGACCCAAUUUUCCUCAUGAACAGAACCAGCCAAGGCUUUUUGGGCGUGGUGGUCCAAGAGGUGGUCCAAGAUUUGAUGGUCAACGUUUUCCUCGACCACAGGGAGAUUUUCAGCACACACCAAGCCAAUUUGAUGGCCCUCCAAGAGAUGGUUCUUUUGAGCCUCGGGGACCUGGUCCAUGGUUUAGAGGUCAGAGACCAGAUGGACCUAGAGGUGGUCCUGGAGUUGGUGGUCCUCAAUUUGGAUUUAGAGGUCCUAGUGGUCCAGCACAACAGAGAUUUCAACCUCCAGGAUUGAACAGAGGGCCUAGACCUCUUCUUGAUAUGACAAUUGAACCACCAUUUGAUCAAGAAUGCGAUGACAGAAAAAUGAUGGAAGAACACAAACGUUUACCAUCUCUGAUGUCUUUAAAUCAGCAAAGAAAUACAAAAAGUGCUGAAACAAGUCGUCCCUCUCAAAGUAAAGAUGAUCAUAACAACUCACAACAACACCAAGAAGCGUCUCAUCAUGAAGUGCAAACACCAGCACAACACCCAAAGAGCGAAGGACAACAGAAAGAAGAAACACUGAAAGGUGAAGACCAACAGGAGCAAAUCAUAUCCUCAGAUGCCGGUCAGCAGUAUGAACGAAUGCUACCUGUUGGUAGGGGUCAACAGAAGGAGCAAAUGAUGUCUUCUGGUAGGGGCCAACAGCAGGAACGAAUGCUACCGGUUGGUAGUGGCCAACAGCAGGAACGAAUGCUACCGGUUGGUAGUGGCCAACAGCAGGAACGAAUGCUACCGGUUGGUAGUGGCCAACAGCAGGAACGAAUGCUACCGGUUGGUAGUGGCCAACAGCAGGAACGAAUGCUACCGGUUGGUAGGGGCCAACAGCAGGAACGAAUGCUACCGGUUGGUAGGGGCCAACAGCAGGAACGAAUGCUACCGGUUGAUAGGGGCCAACAGCAGGAAAGAAUGCUGCCAGCAGGUAGGGGCCAACCGCAGGAACGAAGGCUUCCAUUUGGGGGUCAGCAACAACAAAUGCAAAUUUUUGGUACAGGUCAACAGCAGGAACGAAUGCUACCAUUUGGCAGGGGUCAACAAGAGGGAAUGCCACCUCAUGGCAGGGGUCAACACCAAGAGCGAAUGCUACCCUUUGGUAGGGGUCAGCAACAGAUGCCACCACAUGGACGGGGUCAACACCUGGAACAAAUGCCACCAUAUGGUAGGGGUCAACAACCUGAGCGAAUGCUACCACAGGGUAGAGGUCAACAACCUGAACGAAUGCAACCGUUUGGUCAGCAACAAGAACAAAUGCCACCACAUAGACAGGGUCAACAGCUGGAACAAAUGCCACCACAUGGACGGGGUCAACAGUUGAAACAAAUGCCACCACAAGGACGAAGUCAAGAGCUGGAACAGAUGCCACCACAUGGUAGAGGUCAACAAGUGGAACAAAUGCCACCACAUGGUAGGGGUCAACAAGUGGAACAAAUGCCACCGCAUGGUAGGGGUCAACAACUAGAACAAAUGCCACCACAUGGUAGGGGUCAACAACUGGAACAAAUGCCACCACAUGGUAGGGGUCAACAACUGGAACAAAUGCCACCACAAGGUAGGGGUCAACAACAACAGCAGAUGCAUCCUUUUGGUAGAGGUCAACAACAGCAACAGAUGCAACCUUUUGGUAGGGGUGAACCACGGCUACGAAUGCCACCACCUGUCAUGCCUCAACAGGAACAAUUGCCUUCACAUGCUAGAGGUCAGCAACACGAACGAAUGCUGCCACCAGGCCAUCUUCAAAAACAGGAAGGAAUGGAUCAGGAGCAACAUGAGCAAAUAGGUCAAGAAGCUACUAACAAGGAAGUACCUAGUAGAGAUGCCUUUACAUCAAAAGCUAUAGAGGAAAUUGAAGUGUUACGAGCCCAACAAGCUAAGUUGAAACAACUUGAACAGUUGCAGAAACUUUCAUCGAACAAUGCUGCAUCACAGCAAUCAGUUCCAAUGCAAAAAAGUGAGCUUGAAAGCACAGAAGAGAAUAACAGAGAGAAAGAACUUGAAGAACUAUCAAAAAGAGAAGGAGUUCAAGUCUUUGAUUACCAGGGUGGCAAAACACGGAGAUUAACUGAUGAUGGAGACUUUAUUGAUGAACCAAUGCCACAAGAGCAUCAUCUUCCACCGUUUGAUCCAUAUUCUAGAGUACCAAGACAAUUAGAUCCAUAUUCAAGACAACCAGGGCCGCCAGAUCCAUAUUCAAGACAACCAGGGCCGCCAGAUCCAUAUUCAAGACAACCAGGGCCGCCAGAUCCAUAUUCAAGAUCACUGGAUCCCUAUUCCAGACCAUUGGGACCACCAGAUCCAUAUUCCAGAUCACCUUAUCCUGGUAGUUAUUAUGACAGAGAUUAUGGUUAUGACAGAUAUUAUAGUUGGGAAAGGGAGAGAGAAGAAUAUGAAAGGUACUACUAUGAUAGAAGAGAUUACGCAUAUGCUAGGGAAUAUGAGCAUAGAAGAGCUGAAGCUUGGAGUUAUGCACCACCACCGCCGCCCAACCCUAAUGAAAGUGCGUUUGUGAAAGCACAUACAGUUGAAGAGAUUGAUUACGGACAUGGUAAACAUGCACCACUUGGUAGAGAGGUAGAAGUUGAUGCAUUCUUGCGUGAAAAGGACAGAAUGGUUCUUGAUGAAUAUGAGAGAGGAAGGUAUCUGGAGUUGGAAAAAGCUCGCAAAGAACAGAAAUCCGAGCCGAAAGUAUACCCAUGGGAUGAGAAGAGAAACAAGCAGCUUGUAACCAAAACCGACGACCAAAAAAAAGCUCGUUCCAGGUCCCCAUCUAGAGAUAGGGAGAGAUCUAAAGAGAGAUCUAGAGAUAAAUCAAGGGACAGAGACAUUGAACGAGAAAGAGGUCGUGACCGUGACAGAGAUCGUGAGCGGGACAGAGAUCGUGACAGAGAAAGGGACCGUGACCGUGACAGUGACAGAGAACGUGUUUGGGACAGAGACCAUGGACGUGAUCGUGACUUGGACAGAGGUCGUAACAAUGUUCGUGAUCGUGACAGAGCUUAUGACCGUGACCGAGACAUGAAUCGUGACAGAGACCGAAACAGAGAGAGAGAUUAUGAAAGAGAGAGGGACCGAAAGAAGGACCAUGAUUGGAUAAGAGAGAGGGAAAGAGGACAAGAUUAUGACAGAAAUAGGUACAACUCUGAUCGAAAUCAAGAGCAAUUUGGAAGAGACAAUAA
This is a messenger RNA of Saccoglossus kowalevskii, 4392 nucleotides long. RefSeq lists its product as uncharacterized. Lineage: Eukaryota; Metazoa; Hemichordata; Enteropneusta; Harrimaniidae. Gene Ontology annotation, cellular component: nucleus. Gene Ontology annotation, biological process: regulation of telomere maintenance. The record is from RefSeq and is a predicted model, not a curated record.